Alternaria triticimaculans is the source of this 798-nucleotide messenger RNA. RefSeq lists its product as uncharacterized. Bases 1 to 798 code for a protein of 265 amino acids. NCBI's taxonomy places the organism in Eukaryota, Fungi, Ascomycota, Dothideomycetes, Pleosporales, Pleosporaceae. The record is from RefSeq and is a predicted model, not a curated record. The transcript has 2 exons.
AUGGAAGCCAUCGCAGGACUUAGUCUUGCUGCCAACAUCUUACAGGUUAUAGACUUCACCGCGAAAGUCUUGUCAACUGGAAACCAAAUUCGCCAGUCAGGUUCUAUUGUACAGAACUCGGAGUUAAAACGGGUGGUUGAAGACUUCACGGCACUGAACGAACGCAUAACAUUAUGGGCUCGUCCUAAUCCGGCCGGCUCGGGCCCAUUGGCCCAGACCAGCCAGGCACUUGAGGAUCUGGCUACUGAGUGCACGAAGAUUGCUCAAGAACUUAUUGCCAAACUCGAGUCGUUGCGAUGUCCCAAAGACGCGGCCAGAUACAAGAAGAUUCUCAGCGCUCUAAGAGCAUCUCGGAAGGCGAAAAAGAUCGAGGAUAUCGAGUCACGACUUCAGAUAAUGCGUGAUGAGCUUCAGUUUAGAAUUUUAGGUUCUAUCAGGGACGACCAAUUACAAGGUCUAGAUGAAACGAGUCGGAUAGCGAUGCUGAGCAUAGUGGAGAACAACAAACAACUCGGCACGACAAUGACUUCACAAACCGAAAAGAUCAUACAACGGCAAGAGGUCGACAGCUCUGUGGCAUCGAUACGUCACAAAGAGGUCCUACAUACCGUCGCCAAUCAACGAUUAAAGAAGUACAGCAUAAAGGAUGUCCCACGCGCAAUCACGAAUAAGUUACACUUCGCUCGGAAAGACGAUAGAUACGACGACAUCGUUACUGCGCAUCAGAACACCUUCAACUGGGCACUGGAGAGUAGAGAUUCCUUAAGCUGGCCAAGCCUCGCAGACUGGCUUCGCUAG